GAAGAACACUCAGCGCACCGCCGACUCCCCUCGAACCAUGAACCGCAGCCGCACCAGCAGCACUGCCGACAGGGCCGCGACAGCCGCGCUUUGGGGCUGUGAGUUAAACCAAGAGAAGCGGACCUGGACCUUCAAACCGCAGAAGGAGGGGAAGCAAGACUGUAAGGUGUUGCUCAGUACGAUUUGCUUGGGAGAGAAAGCCAAAGAGGAGAUGAACCUCGUGGAGAUCUUGCCCCCAGCAAGCCAGGAGGACAAGAGGACGAAGUCCAUCAUCAUUGCCUCGCUGCAGGCCUCUGUCCUGCCCAUGGUCAUGAUGGGCCUGGAGCUUUCUCCUCCAGUCACUUUUCAGCUCCGGGCUGGCUCUGGACCCGUGUUCCUCAGUGGCCAGGAAUGUUACGACACUGCAGACCUCUCUUGGGAGGAAGAGGAGGAAGAGGAAGAGGAGGAGGAGCAAGAGCCAGAGGAAGAAGAUGAUGAUGAUGAUGAUGAUGAAGUUGAUGUGUCCCUAGAGGAGACCCCUGUCAAACAAGGCAAGAGGCUGGUGCCCCAGAAGCUGACAAGUGUUGCCAAGAAAAAGAAGGUGGAAAAAGAAGAGGAGGCAGUGAGACCCAGUCCCAAAGACAAGAGCCCUGUGAGGAAGGCCAGACCCACACCCAGACCCAAAAAGCCUGGAUUCAAGAAAUGAGGAGCCAGGAGUGGCCUGGCCAGUGACCAAGGGAGGACCUGCAAGGCCACCAUGCACAGCGAGCCUUCCUGGGGUAUACCGUGGACCUUCCUGGGGUGCACCAUGGGACCAGGGAACAUCCCCCCAGGCCCCUCCAUCUGAGUCUGAAUUUGAUGGCGGUAUUGGGAGGCAACGCAAGAGCCCCUCACCUCACCUCUCCCGAUUCAGCAGGACCUGGAGGGAAGAGUCCCCAUCUCAGGGACACAAUAAAGUUUGCU
Messenger RNA from Molossus molossus (Pallas's mastiff bat), 942 nucleotides. RefSeq names its product nucleophosmin/nucleoplasmin 2 (gene NPM2). Gene Ontology annotation, biological process: positive regulation of DNA replication; chromatin remodeling. The record is from RefSeq and is a predicted model, not a curated record. The coding region runs from base 38 to 685 and encodes 215 amino acids. Gene Ontology annotation, molecular function: histone binding; chromatin binding; RNA binding. Lineage: Eukaryota; Metazoa; Chordata; Mammalia; Chiroptera; Molossidae. The transcript has 9 exons. Gene Ontology annotation, cellular component: nucleoplasm; nucleolus; cytoplasm.